Tachyglossus aculeatus (Australian echidna) is the source of this 1128-nucleotide messenger RNA. Its product is annotated as chymosin-like. Gene Ontology annotation, molecular function: aspartic-type endopeptidase activity. The coding region runs from base 1 to 1128 and encodes 375 amino acids. Lineage: Eukaryota; Metazoa; Chordata; Mammalia; Monotremata; Tachyglossidae. The transcript has 8 exons. The record is from RefSeq and is a predicted model, not a curated record. Gene Ontology annotation, biological process: proteolysis.
AUGAAGUGUGACUGGGGUCUUGCUUCUGUCCCCAGGAUCCCCCUGCACAAGGGGUUGUCACUGAGGCAAGUCCUGGAGGAGAAUGACCUUUUGGCAGAGUUUCUGAAGCAGCACAGGACUGACAUCGGCAGCAAAUACCUCCCUUCCUCCCUUGCUGGUGGGCACCAAGGCUUGGAGCCGCUGGCUAAUUUUCUUGAGACAGAGUACUUUGGCACCAUCUCCAUUGGGACUCCACCCCAGGAAUUCACUGUGGUGUUUGACACCGGAUCCUCUGACUUCUGGGUGCCCUCUGUUUUCUGCAAUAGCCACGCCUGCAAAGCCCACAGGAGAUAUGAUCCCUACCUCUCGUCCACUUUCCAGGACACCAGAAAGACUCUGUCUAUCUACUACAGUGACGGCAGAAUGCAGGGCUUCCUGGGUUAUGACACCCUCAAGAUCUCGGACCUGGUGGCCACCCAGCAGGCCUUUGGCCUGAGCACCCAAGAGCUGGGCGGCAUCUUCACCCACGCCACGUUCGACGGCGUCCUGGGCCUGGCCUACCCCUCCCUCUCGUCCUCUGAGGCCACGCCAGUCUUUGACCACAUGAUGAAGGAAGGCCUCGUCUCCCAAGGUCUGUUCUCCAUCUACCUGAGCAGGCGCAGCAACGAGAGCGUGAUCACCUUCGGGGCCAUCAACGACUCCCACUACACCAGUCCAAUCCACUGGAUGCCCGUUACCCAGGCGAUGUACUGGCAGAUUGCUGUGGACGAAAUCACUGUGGAUGGGCGAGUUGUGGCCUGCGGAGGAGGCUGCCAAGCCAUCCUGGACACUGGCACCUCCCUGAUAGCUGGUCCCAGUCCAGACAUCGUGGGCAUCCAGUACCUGAUUGGGGCCACGAAGAGCAGGAAUGGACUGUACCAGGUGGACUGCAGAAAGCUGCAACGAUUGCCUGAUGUCGUCUUUCAUAUCGACGGCGUCAAGUAUCCACUGACUGCCACCACCUACACCAACGAGAAUGGCGGCAUCUGUUACAGUGGCUUCGAGGGUGACUCCGGGGGCCAGUGGAUCCUGGGAGUCGUCUUCAUUAGGGAAUAUUACAGCAUCUUCGACCGAGCCCACCAGCGUGUGGGGUUGGCCAAAGCUGUCUAA